AUGCCAAAAAACCGCCCUGCCACGUCAGGCUACGCCCGUCUCGCCCAAGCAGAGGAAGAACGCGGCUACCUCCACGAUGAGUCGGAAGAUGACGAGCUGGCCGUAUCUUCAACUGUGUCCACCUCAAACCCCCGUUAUGCUCCUAUUUCCUCCCGAGCCCAGAUGCAGGCGUCCGGUCUCGCCACGCCUCCAAGUCAUCGACGCAGACAUAGUGGAUAUUCUCGCCGCGGCCGCCGAAACUCUGGUGUAGACAUCAAGGCUAUCAAUGCGCGUCUGGAGCGAUGGGCGGAGGAGAUUGCCGCCAAAUUCAAGAUCAAUCGAGUCAAGGGUAAGACCUACGAGGAAGAGAAGCUCGAGAUCUACCACUCGGUCUUCCAAGCCCCCGAUGGCGUGCGCCCAGUCUCAGCAGAGGCUCUUGACUCUGAUGAAUUUGAAGGCCAGCAACGAAGGGCACGGGCAGAGUAUGAAGAGAUCAUCGAGAGUGUUCGCCUUGCAAUUGAGCUCGGUGUGCAUCCAAGGAUGAUCGCGCAGGGAAGUUCGGGCAGUUACUUCGCUCGGAAUCCUGAAGGCAAAGUUGUCGGCGUAUUUAAACCCAAGGACGAAGAGCCCUAUGCGUCGCGAAAUCCCAAAUGGACCAAGUGGAUUCACCGGAAUUUGUUCCCUUGUUUCUUUGGCCGAGCGUGUCUCAUUCCCAAUCUCUCCUACGUCUCCGAGGCCGCCGCAUACGUCCUUGAUGCCCGCUUACGUACAAACCUCGUCCCCUAUACCGAUAUCGCGUAUCUAUCCUCGAAAUCAUUCUUCUAUGAUUUCUGGGACCGGCGCAAGGCCUCGAAAGGAAAGAAGAUUCUGCCUCCCAAGGCUGGUAGUUUCCAAGUCUUCCUUAAAGGUUACAAGGAUGCCAACAUUUUCCUUCGUGAACACCCCUGGCCCGACCAGAUCAAUUCAGGCUUCCGGGCGGAGGAUGCUCCGAAGCGCAAGAAGCGGCCGUGGAAUGAGUCUUGUCGGCCAUCCGGUGUGCAAUCCGACGAUGAGGAUGACGAUGAUGUUGGUCAGAUGCCCACGCCAAACCCACGCGAUGAAAGUCGUGAGCGUCGUUUCAAUUGGACCGAAAAUCUCAAGCAGUCCUUCCGGGAGGAGCUGGAGAAAUUGGUAAUCCUGGACUACAUAAUGCGCAACACGGAUCGUGGACUUGAUAACUGGAUGAUUAAGAUUGAUUGGGGCACUGAACAAGUUUCAAUUGUGGCGGAUCCUCCAAAGUCUAAUGAGCCACAACCCAAGCACGACGAAGACGACCUCCUGCCCCCUCCACGCCCAGUUUCUGUCAACUCAAACGGAUCCAACCCCUACCGGCGGCGAGAGACAAUGAUGGCAGUUAGCCGCACAGGAACACCCUUGGCUUCAUCGGAACAACAGGCAUCUAUUCAACUUGGUGCCAUCGAUAACAGUCUAUCAUGGCCAUGGAAACACCCAGAUGCAUGGCGUAGUUUCCCCUUCGGAUGGCUUUUCCUACCCGUUUCGCUGAUUGGACAACCUUUCUCGCAAAAGACUCGCGACCACUUUCUCCCUUUGCUAACAUCGACUGCGUGGUGGAGUGGGACGCAGAUGGCUCUGCGCCGAGUCUUCUCCCAGGAUGACGACUUCAAGGAAAGCAUGUUUGCUAGGCAAAUUGCCGUUAUGAAGGGCCAGGCCUGGAAUGUGGUUGAGACAUUGAAGCACUCGGACCAUGGCCCGCUCGAAUUGACUCGAAGGACCCGGGUUUGCGUGUGGGAUGAUCUUGUAGACGUCCCUGUUGCCAUCCCAAUGCGAGCACCCUCCACCGACAUGCAAAGACGCCAGGCCAUGAAUUACGACAACGAAGAAGAAGAGAUGGACAUUGGUGCGGCCAACUCUUCUCAAACACACCCCGAUCACGAUCUCCUAGGACUUGGACCGUCCCCGAACGACCUUCCUAAUCCCAACCGGUUCGAGCUCUCCCGUGGUCAAACUGGCGGACGAGCUACUGACUAUAUCGGUAGUCCCGCGACUUUGAACGACGGUGACUUCUCGCGCUCAACUAAUGACGGUGCCUAUGCUAGGUCUUUGGAUGGAUGGCCUGACCACCCUGAUCGACCGAACAAGCAUCGCAAGCAUGGUGGCUCUCUAUCUUUCCGUAUUCCUCAUAUCAACACUUUUGGCAGCGAUGACCUCGAGGGUGACCUCGGAUAUGCAGCUGCCGAGGGCAUGGAAGGCAACCAGCGCAAAGUUAUUGUGGAGCGCUUGGAAGCUGUCAAGAGCAAAAACCCCGUUUUCACCUGGUGCUAA
Molecule: messenger RNA, 2301 nt
Organism: Penicillium odoratum
Lineage: Eukaryota; Fungi; Ascomycota; Eurotiomycetes; Eurotiales; Aspergillaceae
Product: 1-phosphatidylinositol 4-kinase LSB6
Exons: 2
Coding region: 1-2301 (766 amino acids)
Biological process (GO): phosphatidylinositol phosphate biosynthetic process; endosome organization; Golgi organization
Cellular component (GO): trans-Golgi network; plasma membrane; fungal-type vacuole membrane
Molecular function (GO): 1-phosphatidylinositol 4-kinase activity
Source: RefSeq, a predicted model, not a curated record